Messenger RNA from Lodderomyces parapsilosis, 2376 nucleotides. It is a transcript of the gene DOA1, whose product is annotated as Doa1p. The record is from RefSeq and is a predicted model, not a curated record. Gene Ontology annotation, biological process: ubiquitin recycling; proteasome-mediated ubiquitin-dependent protein catabolic process. Bases 1 to 2376 code for a protein of 791 amino acids. Gene Ontology annotation, molecular function: ubiquitin binding. Lineage: Eukaryota; Fungi; Ascomycota; Pichiomycetes; Serinales; Debaryomycetaceae. The transcript has a single exon. Gene Ontology annotation, cellular component: nucleus; cytoplasm.
AUGUCGUACAAACUUAGUUCCACAUUAACCGGUCACGAGCAAGAUGUCAGAGGUUUGGCCAGCUCAACAAUUGGCGACGAACCUAUGAUUGUAUCGGUGCUGAGAGACUCCACCACUAGAGUCUGGAAUCAGGUCAAUACCUCACUGGAUUCAGAUUCAAAAAUUCUCUUCCAUUCACCAACUAAAUCAUUUAUCAACUCAGUUGCCAUAGUUGAACCAAAUGGCGUAGGGGAAAAGUUGGCAGCUAGCGGCGGACAAGAUACCAUGAUUUACUUGAGUGAUUUACACAGUAUUGAUAGUACCGAUUUGGAUCAAGAUGGGAAAUAUCAAUUGAUUGGACAUGAAGGCAAUGUAUGUGCAAUGGAUUUUGCUCAUGGUGAAUUCAUCUCAAGUUCAUGGGAUGGUACUGCAAUUGUAUGGAAUUUGCAAGAGUUUGUUCCCAAAUUUAUCCUUCAAGGACACGAAUCAUCAGUAUGGGAUUGUAAAAUCGUCAACAACAAGAACCAAUUCUUGACUGCAUCGGCUGAUAAGUCAAUUAGACUAUGGCAAGGGGAUCAUGAAAUUCAAAAGUUUUUGGGCCACACUGAUGUUGUUCGAAAAUUGUUGAUUUUACCUGGUGGUAAUCAAUUUGUAUCUAGCGCCAAUGAUGGAACCAUAAAAGUUUGGGAUUUACAAACAGGCAGGAUCUUGAAAACAUUAUUUGGUCACGAUUCAUUUGUUUAUGAUUUAGCAUUGUUGCCUAAUGGGAAUCUUGUAUCAACUGGUGAAGAUCGUACCGUGCGUAUUUGGGAUUUAUCAAAAGGUGAAGCAUUACAAGUGAUUACGUUGCCUUGUAUUUCAGUCUGGUGUGUCACUGUAUUGAACAAUGGAGACUUUGCUGUUGGUGGUUCGGAUAACUUGAUACGCGUCUUCACUCUGGUGUCUGAUCGCGUUGCGUCACAGGAAGAGUUGAAAGCUUUCACCGAAGCAGUACAAUCAUCGUCGAUUUCGGAACAAUCAUUGGAUGAUUUGAAAAAGACUGAUAUCCCAGGAAUAGAGGCAUUGUCGAAACCAGGCAAGAAAGAAGGUGCAACCAUUAUGGUGAAAACUGCCAAUGGAACAAUUGAGGCUCAUCAAUGGUCAAGUGGAGAAUGGCACAAGAUUGGUGAUGUUGUUGGUGGUGCAAGCUCGACAAAGAAACAGGUUUAUGAAGGAAAGGAAUACGAUUAUGUAUUUGACGUUGAUAUCAAAGAUGGAGAACCACCAUUGAAAUUGCCAUACAAUUUAAAUCAAAAUCCAUAUACAGUUGCAGAAAAGUUUCUUGCUGAUAAUGAAUUACCUUCGUCUUAUACUGAUGAAGUGGUGAGAUUCCUAGAGACCAAUACUGCCGGGGCAAGAUUGAGUGAAGAUGCAGCAGCUGAUGCCAAUCUGGCACACCUGUCGACUUCGGCCUUGGUGAAUGACCCUUAUUCAGAUGCGUAUGUCAGACAACAUCAACACCAGGGAAAACCUGAGAGUCACCCCUCAGCAACGUCAAUAAUCCCUGAGAAGCAGUUUAUUGCAUACAAAGAAUUCAAAAAGGAAUCUAUACUUAAUGGAUUGAAAAAGUUGAAUGCAUCACAGGAAACCAACCAAUUCACACCAGAUGAAUUAUCUACUUUUGAAUCCUUGGUUUCCAACUUAUCAUCCGACGGCGCCAUCGAAUUAAUCUUGCAAUAUGCCACCAAAAUUAUCUCGUCUUGGGAAACGUCCUCCAAAUUAAUUGGAUUCGAUUUGAUUAGACUUGCUAUCCCUAAAAUCACAGCUCAUGACUUUUUGACCAAGGAAACCAUUGCUGAGUCAGUUUCCAACCUGAUUGAACUGGGAUUGGAAGUCGUCGAUUCAUCGAGUGCUACACUAUUCAUGAUGAUUAUCAAAGUAUUGAUUAAUUUCAUUGAUGGCGCUGGGUUUAUCCAAGCUUUUAUUGAUCCGUUCGAAGGUGACUCUGCCAAAUACAUCUACAAUACUUCAUUCAGCCACAUUUUAAGCCAAGUCGGAGAUAAAACAACGAAAUUGGAUUCUUCAGCAAAGCUUUAUUCCGCGGCAAUUACUGCAUUAGCUACAUUGGUGUAUGACUUGUCAACAAUCCAACUCAAAACCACAGGUUUGAAUUGUCAUUCAUCAACUUCAGCAGCACCCGUAUUGGACCUUGUGGAGAAAAUUGGUGAUGUUGUGGUUAGUUCUUCAGCUGAAGCUGGGUAUAGAUUGGCCAUUGCUUAUGGAAAUUUCAAGUAUGCAAAUGCUUACUCCAACGCGGGAGCAGCACCACCACCACAAUGGUUGAAGAAAUGGAAUGAGUUGUACUCCUCAAAGGAAAAGAGAUUUAGUGAUCUUGCCCAAGACUUGGCACUUCUAUAG